AUAGAUUGACACUACAAACCACUUAAAUUGAAAGAAAGAAACUGCAAAACACGACGUGCUAAAAGGAUUAGCAUUGGUUUUAUCCACUGUGUAAUUGAUUGUCUGUUACUGAAAACAUAUUAAUAUACCGUAAGUACUUCAGUAAUUAUUACAGUAAUUUGGUAAUGUAUUCCCUAAUGGAUCAAAAUAUGUUGUAACAGGCGUUUUGACAGUUCUGUGCUAUUUUCCAGUUUGUUCAGGAAGUUAUAAUUUUCAUUUAAUUUUUAUUUCAGAAUAUUACAAAUAUUGUCACUCAGAAGAUAGAGAAUACUUUGGAAGGUUUGGAAGGUGUAUAACAUUGGUGUGCUGACACAACACUUAUCUUACAUGCCAAGGAAAUACAUUUCACUAAAAGUAGCAUUCAGAACAUUUUGUAUUUACUAUUAAGAUCAGUUAGUUUACUGUAAGGAAGUUAUAUGUUACAUUCAGAAAUGCAGAAAAAUAAGCAGAGCAGACAGUUGAGCAAAAUAUGCAGAUGCCUGCAACCCUUAUCUCAACGCUGUAUUUGUUUUUCAGGAAAAUAAGUGGGCACUGUUAUGGAGUACUCAGGUUAUGCACAUCCACUUCCAAAUUAUGUACAUCCCGUGCCUCAACCACCAGGAUACAUACCACCACCAACUAUCGAAUCAAUGCCAGCACCACAGAGGCCUGCAGGCUGUCCCCCAGGACUGGAAUAUUUGACACAGAUUGACCAGCUGCUUAUUCAUCAGCAAUUAGAGCUUAUUGAAAUUCUUGUAGGCUGGGAGACUAACAACAAAUAUCAAAUUAAAAACAGUUUAGGACAAAAAGUAUUUUUUGCGGCGGAGGAAAAUGACUGCUGUACCCGUUACUGGUGUGGGCCCUUGCGUCCCUUUACAAUAAAGGUCCUGGAUAACUAUGGCCAAGAGGUUUUAACCCUGAACAGACCAUUGAAAUGUGCUAGCUGUUGCUAUCCCUGCUGUCUUCAAGAGUUAGAAGUACAAGCCCCACCAGGCAAUCCAAUUGGUUACGUCAUUCAAGACUGGCAUCCCUUAAAACCUAAAUUCACCAUUCAAAAUGAAAGAAAGGAGCCUGUCCUGAAAAUUGAGGGCCCAGCUUGUCAUUGCAAAUGCUGUUCUGAUGUUGUCUUUGAGGUGAAAUCUGUUGAUGAAACUCAUGUAGUUGGCAAAAUCUGCAAGCAAUGGACUGGCUUUCUUAGGGAGGCGUAUACUGAUGCCGAUAACUUUGGAAUACAGUUCCCUAUGGACCUGGAUGUUAAAAUCAAAGCGGAUUUCAUGUACUUUGAACAAAAAUGAUGACCAAGGUUAACAAUCAUUCUGUAUGUGAGAGUCAAGGCUGUGGGCCCACUUCAUCCAUUUUCCAUUUGGGCAUCCAUUUGAGUUCUGUAGUAAGUUUAGUAUGUGGCUGGUAAGAGCUGACAUGAUGGGAAAACAGAAGACAUUUAUCUCCAGAAAGUCACCACAUAAUUCUUUGCUUGAAUUAAACAUUUUAACAUAAUCAUUUUUAAUUGAGAACAUUCUUACUAUACAUAUUUCCCAUCUAUUGUAUUGAUUUUUUUAAUUGCAAAUUGUACUACUGUACUAUUAUGACUUCCGGUAGACUUUUGCAAUAUCAUUUUGCAUUCUUUGAUUACAUUAUGUUUACUAAAAGAUCAAAAUUAUGUUCAUAUAGUGUUUUUAAUAUUAUUUUUGUCUCAAUCCUAAAAUUCUGGUUAAUGCAAAACUUUUGGCCAUAGCUAAAUAGACUGACCUAUUAGAAAUAAUUUAUUAUAUAUCAUAGGGUUAUUUUUUUAUUGGUUAAUUUGGAGUUAAAUCUUGUUUUUUAUUCAUCAUUCUAUAAAACUUUUAAUUUUCUUAACUAUUUACUAUUUAACCUUAGUAUUAUUCUUAACCUUAACCUUUGUAUUAUCAUUGCACAUUUACAGAACUAUUUAUCCAAAUUGUCUUUUUAUCAUGAUUUUGAUGUGUAUUAUUGGUGCUGUAAAGGCCUGUUCAAGAGAUCAUUAUCCCAGGUAAUUGUCAAUGACUUUGAUUGCAAUCAGCCCACUUUUAUAUGAAAACACAGGGCUACAUUACCAAAGCUCUUUACUCCAUGUUGUCAUUAGCAGAUUUUUCAGAACAAUUCAGAACAAUUCAUGAAUUCAUGAAAGAAAAUAACAACAAGAAUAAAACAACUCAGGUCUUUUGUAUAGGCGCUAGUAGACUAUAUAUAUAUAUAUAUAUAUA
Molecule: messenger RNA, 2243 nt
Organism: Acipenser ruthenus (sterlet)
Lineage: Eukaryota; Metazoa; Chordata; Actinopteri; Acipenseriformes; Acipenseridae
Product: phospholipid scramblase 2-like
Exons: 8
Coding region: 576-1313 (245 amino acids)
Biological process (GO): plasma membrane phospholipid scrambling
Cellular component (GO): plasma membrane
Molecular function (GO): phospholipid scramblase activity
Source: RefSeq, a predicted model, not a curated record